Molecule: messenger RNA, 6515 nt
Organism: Calidris pugnax (ruff)
Lineage: Eukaryota; Metazoa; Chordata; Aves; Charadriiformes; Scolopacidae
Gene: SLC6A20
Product: solute carrier family 6 (proline IMINO transporter), member 20
Exons: 15
Coding region: 4247-5878 (543 amino acids)
Biological process (GO): sodium ion transmembrane transport
Cellular component (GO): plasma membrane
Molecular function (GO): L-proline transmembrane transporter activity
Source: RefSeq, a predicted model, not a curated record
AAAAAAAAAAAAAAAAAAAAAAAAAAAAAAAAGUAAGCAUUACAGUUUUUUUGAUGUCUCUGAGGUGGAAACUCCAGUUGUUACUUUUGUAUAGUUAGUGUAGCGAUGAAGUGGCAUUAUAUGUGAAAAUGGCAUCAGUGGAAGUAAAGCUCAGGAGGAACAAAAAGAAACACUCUGAUUCCGUAAUAUAUCACACUGGACUUCUUAUACCUCAGCAAAAUAUGGUCAAUAAAAUUUUGCUAGAUGGUGUUCAUUAGCGAGUGAGGUAAACAGGCUUUAUAGAAGUGCUGGAUCCUUUCAAAUACAGCCACUAAUUGUUAUACUUCUUCAGUUGAACUUACUUGAAACAAAUUUAAGCAUCAGAAUACAGAUUCUGAUUUUGCCAGUAUUCUUAACAUUAAGAUGAUAAUCUGAUAAAGCAGAAGGAAGUUAAUGGAGCAAGUUUCUUGGGAAAUAAAUUAUUUUAGAUAUUUUCAUCUCCUUUCUUGUCAUAACCUCACCAGAAAACAGCUUAUUUCUCUCAAGUCUUUUGCUUGUAAUUCUCUGCCUUGCAUUUACCUGGAAGCCUCCUAAUAGUGCAUUCUACUUGUUCGUCUGUCCCUGUUCAUAUGUAUGUUGUAUUUUACUCCAAAUAAAACCAUUGUGUUUCCAAACACUUAAUCUUGAAAGGAGCUGAUUUUUAUUUUUUUUUUAGGAAUAUUUUCUAUAGCUCUUUUCUUAGUAUCUGUAGAAAGGAGUAGCAGGUAAGUAAAGAAUCUUACUAGAAAUGCAAAGAUGUAAAUUACAGAUUCAUGCCCAAAGCCACACCACAUCAAACAGCUGUAAAAAAAGUGCACCAGUGGCAAGGUUGGGAAAAGACUGUUAUCUGUGUGCUACAAAACUGGUAUUUAACAGUGCUUGUCUCAGGAGCUGUUUGAACUGAAAUGAAUUUUUCCUCAUUCUUUCUCUAAUGGGUGAAGCUGUUUAAAUUGCUUAAGUGGUGAUGCCCCCAGUCGAAUCUGCCAUACCCUUGCAGUCUGUAAGUUCUUUUGUUGUCCUUUUCCCCACAGUGGUUGAGUGAGAUUGUUUGGGAUAAAGUCCUGUGUCUGUAGCGUGGUAUUAUUGCUGGAGCACGAUAGUAGGGCUUUAUGGAGUGAGGUAAUCCUUAUGCAGUGUCAGUUAAAUUAAUGAAAGGUAUUGUUUUGCAGUAGUGAUUCUCUUUUUCUUGAGAUAGAUACCAUGUUUUGAAGAUGAAGAUGACAUCUGAAUCUCUCCUGAUUGUGCCUGGUGUUUCUAAAAUGUCACGUCUUUCCCUGAGGUGUAUAUUCUAAUACGGCUUUUACCAAAAAAAUGGUAUUGUUUCUUUUUGUUUUUAAGAAGUUCGUCAUACUCUUCAAAUAGACGUCAUCAGUUUUUUCCGCUUCAGCUGUUAAUUCCCUAGUUAUGCCUGAAAGGAAUGUUUAAAAAAAAAUUUCCUCUAUAAUUGGCUGAUUUGCAGGAAUCAAAUAUCUUUCAAGCUAGGUGAGGGUUUUUGAUUGCAAAUUGAAGCAUAUUCUCUACAGGAAUGAUAUCUACGCAGCUCAGUUUUGCUAGUAUUGACUCUGACAGCUGACAAAAGACCCUGUGCUGUAACAGUGACUUGAGUUCACCAGUUGGUCAUUAAUAAAUAAGCCAGCAGUGCUGCAUGCUGCCUUCUUAAUGAGACAGUAUAUUACCUGAUGUUCUUUAACUGUUCAUAAAGUACUCCUUAAUCUGUUUUUCUCUUAUGGAUAAUAGCCUUUUCUUUUUGUUUUUAUGUGAAAUGAAUGUAAAUGUAAUUUUAAUGUAAAAUGAAUACUAAUAUAUAAUACUUAAACUGUAAGUGCUUCUCUUUUUAUUUGAUAGACCAAUGCAAGGACAGCUGCAAUCUGGACAUUUCCACAUACCUUGCUUUUUAGGCAACCCACAGUCUUCUGCCAGCCACUUAGAAUUCAAAUAAUCUAAAAAGUUCUUAAGAUUCCUCAGUCUGAUUUCCGCCUCCUGGCAUUAUCUAGGGCUGCUCUUGGCUUCUGCGUGAUACCGAAUGCUGUCAGACCACAGUCAAAUGAUUCUUACUGCCUCAGGAAACAAGCGUGAAUCAUCAUAGGGUGUCACAUGGAUCAAGCUUAAAAAGUUUGAGCUGUUCUAGGAGGCCAGGCCUUUUAAAAUAAAUUAAAAAAUAAUUUGAUGUCAUUUGAAGGUAAGUUUGUACUUAAGCAGGUAAGAAAUGUUAUCAUAAUUAUUAUUGUACAUGUUUCUAACUGGCUUUGAGCAGAGAAUGUGCCCGUGGGAGUUACCCUAUGGCUGUUAAUUUUAACAAUGUCCCAGUGAAAGCACUGGCCCAGGAUUCCUGCCCUGCUCUGGCCGCCUACAGACUCUCCCUGAAGGCACCUCCUUAUCAGUGUCCUCUCAGACAUACCCUGAAACAUUAGGCAGCCUAUUUGGAGUCAACUCUUCUUCAAAUAAAGGUCGGUAGGUACAUGUCAUUCUAUUCCAGCACUCUGAGUAUCUAGAGACUUUGAUAUUUAUCAUUUGUUAAUUAUUACUUUUAGGAACCUGUUCAUGUAGUGUCUUGGAGUGCCGUGAUGGUGAUGGCAGUGCAGAGUGGUUGGUGCAGGACUCUGACAGGGCAGCAGAUCAUGACUGACAGCAGGUGGUGAACAAGAGAGCUGCCGGGAGACCUUUCCAAACUGCAGGCAAGCUUUGACAGACAGAAAGUGUGAACUGACUGAAGACAAGUAGAAGAACUGACUAAGUAGGCCAGAGCACUCGUCCAAGAGUUGUCAUGACCUACGAGUUGUCGAAGAUCUGGAAAUCCACCUGGAUUCUUUCUUUCUCCUGAAGUGAAGAAACGUGGAGCUUAGAGUAGCAACUGUGAACUGGCAAUUGAAACAGAAAAAACAUAUGUGGGGGCUGCAACUCACUUGGCUGUACAUCUGCUUCCCUUGAUAACAUCACAAAACAUUUGGAGAGGCUCUAGAGACUUUUCCAGCACUUCCCUUUGAUAAUCAAUGAAUGUGCUAACAGCCAGCAGGUUUCCAUUUGGAAAGGAGUGCCUUCAGGAAUGCUUUUGAUUAGGUUUACAUAGGGCAGUUCUCAUACUGUCCCAUCAGUCCCUGGCCUGCUGUGGAGAUGGACUCCUGCCCUUUCUCACCCACUUCCCCCAGACCCUACACUCUCACAUUUGAUAAAGUCCAAGUACUCACCCAGGCUAAAAGAAGGAAGUUCAAAGGAGAUGUAAUCUUGAAUGCCAUCAGAAAUAGCACAUUAUUUGAGCAGAAUUCAGGGUUACCCAUGAGACACAUUUCCAGGGCUGGCUGGCAUGUUGCAAUUCUGCAGGCAAGACAGGAACAGCAAGGAUGUUGCAGAAAAGCCACGAGCUCCCUCAAAACUGUACUCUGAGAGGGUUUGACAAAACCUGAUGUUGUCGAGUGGCAACCUCCACAGUGCUAAAACACGCUGUGAAGAAUAGAUUCACUUACAGGAGAUGCAUGAACCUUUUGCAACCACCUUUUCUACCAUGCAAAAAAAAGAAAAAAAAGUGGCGUCCCACUUUGUGAUGACUUUGCUACUGCAGGCAGCUGGUCAGCAAGUCCACCAGAAUCAUUCUGCUGGUCUCAACAACUCAGCGUGACAUACUCUGCAGUUUGGGCUCCUGUCCAAAGGCCCCGUGGUAGGGGUUCUCACCCCUACCCACAGCAGGAUGCCUCUGCUCUGCCAGUGCCUGAUGGGAUGCUGGAGCAGCACACGCAGCGCUGCCAGGGAACGUGUUGCUGGCGCUGGAGGAAUGAAACUGCCAACAGCUGAGCAGAUCUUUGCAGAACAGACCUGAAAGGUGCUGAGGUCCUGGCAUGGAAAAAAAAAAAACCCAACCCUGUGUUUAGACAGAGGAAGGAAGCUGAGCCCUUGGACUUGUUCAGACCCUUUUUAUUGCUGCAGAUGCUGCUGGUAGCCUCCUUCAUGGGGAGACCUGUCUAAAAUGGUUGAGCUCAAAGUGUACCUUGGCAGGGGCCCAAGCGCCCAGGGUUCACGUUCAGAGCUGGCAUCUCGGUGUGCAUUCAGAUGACCCAAAGGCCUCCUACGUCCUUCUGCCUCCACAACGGGCCACAGACACCUUUUCUCAGUGGCCUUUGUAUAUAUUUGGUCCUUGCUGCUUAAAAGUAUUUUAAAACAGCCACCUCUCAGAAAAAAUUCAUCUGCAGCGGUGAGGUUUGAGCAUGAAGGUGGCUUUUUGAUCCCGUAUCUUAUCAUGCUGAUCGUUGAGGGGAUGCCUCUGCUCUACCUGGAGCUGGCCGUGGGGCAGCGCAUGCGUCAGGGCAGCAUUGGCGCCUGGAAAAUAAUAAGCCCCUACCUCUGCGGUGUCGGUGUUGCCAGCGUCGUCGUCUCCUUCUUCCUCUCCAUGUACUACAACGUGAUAAAUGCCUGGGCCUUCUGGUACCUCUUCCACUCCUUCCAGGACCCCCUGCCAUGGGCCACCUGCCCCCUGAACAGCAACCGCACCGGCUACGAGGAGGAGUGUGAGAAGACAUCAUCCACCCAGUACUUCUGGUACCGCGAGACCCUGAACAUCUCUCCCUCGCUGGAGGACAGCGGGACCAUACAGUGGGAGCAGGCCCUCUGCCUGAUGCUGGCCUGGCUGGUGGUCUACCUCUGCAUCCUGCGCGGCACCGCGUCCACCGGCAAGGUUGUCUACAUAACAGCUUCUCUGCCCUACUGUGUUCUCAUCAUAUACCUCAUCAGAGGAUUGACACUUCAUGGCGCUGUCAACGGGCUCGUCUACAUGUUCACGCCGAAGCUGGAGCAGCUGUCCAACCCCAAGACCUGGAUCAGCGCUGCCACGCAGAUCUUCUUCUCCCUGGGGCUGGGCUUUGGCAGCCUCAUCGCCUUCGCCAGCUACAACGAGCCCAGCAACAACUGCGAGAGGCACGCCAUCAUCGUCUCGCUCAUCAACAGCACCACCUCCAUCUUUGCCAGCAUCGUCACCUUCUCCAUCUACGGCUUCAAGGCGACCUUUAACUACGAGAGCUGUAUCAACAAGGUGAUCCUGCUACUGAUUAAUGCUUUUGACCUGGAGGAAGGCUCUGUGACAGCAGACAACCUCAGCGACGUGAAGGAAUACCUCAUGGCCACCUACCCACAGGAAUAUGCCCAAUUAUCGCCGCAGCUUAAAAACUGCAGCUUGGAAGCUGAACUCGAUACGGCUGUCCAGGGGACGGGACUGGCAUUUAUAGUCUAUUCUGAAGCCAUCAAGAACAUGGAGGUGCCCCAGCUGUACUCCAUCCUCUACUUCGUCAUGCUGCUGAUGCUGGGCAUUGGCAGCAUGCUGGGGAACACCGCCGCCAUCCUCACCCCGCUGACCGACAGCAAGGUCAUCACUGCCCGCUUCCCCAAGGAGGUCAUCUCAGGAGCUGUGUGUCUCAUUAACUGCGUGAUUGGCCUAACCUUCACGAUGGAGGCUGGAAAUUAUUGGUUUGACAUAUUCAAUGACUACGCGGCCACCCUCUCGCUGCUGCUCAUCGUGCUGGUAGAAACCAUUGCCGUGUGUUACAUCUACGGGAUAAGAAGAUUUGAGAAAGAUCUUCACGGCAUGAUUGGGCGCAAGCCCAACUGGUAUUGGAAGAUUAUGUGGGCUUUUGCUAGUCCUUUGGUAAUUGUAAGCCUGUUUAUAUUUUACAUCACCGACUACAUCCUCACAGGAACGCUGCAGUACCAAGCAUGGGAUGCCACACAGGGGCAGCUGGUGACCAAGGACUACCCGAGCUACGCCCUGGCGGUGAUCGGGCUGCUGGUGGCAGCAUCCACCAUGUGCAUCCCCCUGGGGGCACUAGUGACUUUUAUAAGGAAGAGACUGAAGAGGGAGAGAGUCUCCACCGUGGCAUGAAGGCCUCCAGCUGGAUUUGAGAAGACCUUACCCCCAUCGUCAGCGACUGGGCCCUGCUGGAAGACAGCAGCAACCAUUAUUUGUAGCAGCUAUUUAUAGAGUCCAGAAUGGUGGGUGCUAUAUUGACCAAAAAGUGAUCUUAGGAGGUUCCACAAUGGUUUGGGGAAAAAAAAAAGCUCUUCUGUAACAAGAUGAAGCUUUAAUAUGGCCUCUGUAUGAGGGGAAAAAAAAGAAGAGCAGCUCACAAACAGCCAGCGCAAAUUAACCAGAGUAACAACCCCUUACACAACGUUAGGCAAUUCUUUUCCACUCUGUUGUAGCACAGCCUUUGUGGAAACAUGAGCAACCAACCAAAGUACCAGCAAACACCCUUAACAGUGAAGAAAGUCCCGCUCAAGCACACACAUUCUUUGAAAUGACAUCUGUAUUUCACCAACGGCUGAGACUCCUCAACCCUUCCACCACGGAUGUGAAUAACCGCUUUCCUACGAGGGAACAGUCAGCAGGAUGGUAUUUGAGAGGUGCUUUAACACUUGAGCUGCAGUUCUCCCAUCUCCAGAAGUAAACUUCAAUUCCAGUACGUAACUGUAGGAAUGCACUUUUUAAGUACACUGAAAUAAACUUGUGAUAAAGCUUC